Molecule: messenger RNA, 1317 nt
Organism: Oldenlandia corymbosa var. corymbosa
Lineage: Eukaryota; Viridiplantae; Streptophyta; Magnoliopsida; Gentianales; Rubiaceae
Source: the annotation of a GenBank genome assembly
AUGGCAGUCUUUUCCACAUUUCCACUACAUUUCUUCCUCCUGAUCGGACUGAUCUUCACUCCAUCCAUUGCCAUUGCCCAGAAAACGCCCACCUCUUCUUUCAGACCAAAAGCUCUGGUCUUACCAUUAACCCAAGACUCAGCUACCGGCCAAUACAUGACUCAGUUAAGCCAAAGAACACCUCUCGUCCCACUCAAACUCACCGUCGAUCUCGGCGGCCAGUUCUUAUGGGUCGAUUGCGAGCAAAACUACAAAAGCUCGUCUUACAGACCGGCCAAAUGCCGCUCUGCAGUAUGCAACCUGGCCAACUCAAAAGCCUGCGGCGAAUGCAACGAUGGCCCGAAACCCGGAUGCAAUAAUAACACCUGUUCCCUGUUCCCGGACAACUCUGUAACCAGAACAAGCACGAUCGGCGAACUAGCCACCGACGUCGUCGCCGUCCAAUCCACCGACGGGAUGAAUCCGGGUCGGGUUGUUUCGGCCCCGAGGGUGGUCUUCACUUGUGGAUCGACUUUCCUAUUGGAGGGUCUUGCAAAACGGGUGAAAGGGAUGGCCGGAUUAGGCAGAGGUCCGAUUGGGCUGCCGUCGCAAUUAGCCGCCGCCUUUAGUUUUCCGAGGAAAUUCGCCAUUUGUCCGGGAUCAAACGGCGUGAUUUUCUUCGGGGAAAGUCCGUACGUUUUCCUCCCCGGCAGAGACGUGUCGAAGAAUCUGACAUACACACCACUUUUCAUCAACCCUGUUAGCACUGCUGGAUCUUUCUUUCAGGGGGAGAAAUCUGUUGAAUACUUCAUUGGGGUGAAAUCAAUUAAAGUUGGGGAGAAGACCCUUUCGAUUAACUCAACGUUGUUGAAAAUCGACAGUGAAGGAAAUGGUGGAACAAAGAUCAGUACUGUUGUUCCUUACACUGUCCUGGAAACCUCAAUCUACAAAGCCUUAACAAAAGCGUUUGCUCAAGCUUUCUCUGGUGUUCCUAGAGUGCCGAAAGUAGCGCCUUUUGAGGUGUGUUUCAAUUCCACAAGCUUGGGAAGUACACGAGUUGGUCCUCCAGCUCCAGUGAUUGACUUGGUUCUCCAGAAUCCGUCUGUGUUUUGGAGGAUUUUCGGGUCGAAUUCGUACGUGCAAGUGAAGAAGAAUGUCCUUUGUCUUGGAUUUGUGGAUGGGGGUUUGAAUCCAAGAACUUCUAUUGUGAUUGGGAGACGCCAGAUUGAGGACAAUCUUCUGCAGUUCGAUAUUGCAAGAUCCAGGCUUGGUUUUAGCUCGACUCUGCUGUUUCAGCAAACCACUUGUUCCAACUUCAACUUCACAUCAAAUGCUUGA